Messenger RNA from Cetraspora pellucida, 459 nucleotides. Lineage: Eukaryota; Fungi; Glomeromycota; Glomeromycetes; Diversisporales; Gigasporaceae. The record is from the annotation of a GenBank genome assembly.
AUGGUCUCAUCAGUAUCUAGAACUGACAACAAUGACCAUCCAGAUGAGCAUUAUUGUCUUAUCUCUGUAAAGAAUAAUAAGGCCAAGGUUCCUCUUGGCAUUACAGCAGUCAGAAGAACCUUUAGAGUUUUACAAACAAUUAGGAAGCUAGUGAUAGUCUCUGACUAUAAUUUUCCUAUAGGUGUACAGCAAAAGCUGAUACCAUUAGUUUAUUUAAUAAUAAGUCCUAAUGAUACAAAUGUUAUGCUUCGCAAUAGCCAACUUUCAAUUUUCAUUCAUCCUCAAUAUGGAGUUGGCACAAGUUCUACAACUCAUAUGCAAGAUUUAGAUUUAUUAGUAAAAGACAGCCAUCUGGAUGGUAUGUUAAAAAUAGAAAAUAAGAUUAAACCUAUCUGGGUCCUUCUUGUUGAUGGAGGCCCAGAUGAGAAUCCUUAUCAUAUGAAGAACAUUGUCAAAUAA